AAUAUAUUAACACUGAAUCAGCACUUCUAAAGCCCUGCCUUCUCCCACUGGCUUCACUUGGCCUUCAGACAUAAUGAGGAGACUGGCUUUUCGAGGAGCUGGUUGUGCUCUGGUAAAGCUGAAGAAGUUGGAUUCCAUGGGUUCCAAGAGAAGAAGAGCUACCUCCCCUUCCAGUAGUGUCAGCGGAGACUUUGAUGAUGGGCACCAUUCUGUGUCCACGCCAGGCCCAAGCAGGAAAAGGAGGAGACUUUCCAAUCUUCCGACUGUAGACCCUAUUGCCGUGUGCCAUGAACUCUACAACACCAUCCGAGACUAUAAGGAUGAGCAGGGCAGGCUCCUCUGUGAGCUCUUCAUUAGGGCACCAAAGCGAAGAAAUCAACCAGACUAUUAUGAAGUGGUUUCUCAGCCCAUUGACUUGAUGAAAAUCCAACAGAAACUAAAAAUGGAAGAGUAUGAUGAUGUUAAUCUGCUGACUGCUGACUUCCAGUUGCUUUUUAACAAUGCAAAGGCCUAUUAUAAGCCAGAUUCUCCUGAAUAUAAAGCUGCUUGCAAACUCUGGGAUUUGUACCUUCGAACAAGAAAUGAGUUUGUUCAGAAAGGAGAAGCAGAUGAUGAAGAUGAUGAUGAAGAUGGGCAAGACAAUCAAGGCACAGUGACUGAAGGAUCUUCUCCAAGUUACUUGAAGGAGAUCCUGGAGCAGCUUCUUGAAGCCAUAGUUGUAGCCACAAAUCCAUCAGGACGUCUCAUUAGCGAACUUUUUCAGAAACUGCCUUCUAAAGUGCAAUAUCCAGACUAUUAUGCAAUAAUUAAGGAGCCUAUAGACCUCAAGACCAUUGCCCAGAGGAUACAGAAUGGAAGCUACAAGAGUGUUCAUGCAAUGGCCAAAGAUAUAGAUCUCCUAGCAAAAAAUGCCAAAACUUAUAAUGAGCCUGGUUCUCAAGUAUUCAAGGAUGCAAAUUCUAUUAAGAAAAUAUUUUACAUGAAAAAGGCAGAAAUUGAACAUCAUGAAAUGACUAAGUCAAGCCUUCGGAUGAGGACUCCAUCAAAUUUGGCUGCAGCCAGGCUGACAGGUCCUUCGCACAGUAAAGGCAGCCUUGGUGAAGAGAGAAAUCCCACUAACAAGUACUACCGGAAUAAACGAGCAGUCCAAGGGGGUCGUUUAUCAGCAAUUACCAUGGCACUUCAGUAUGGCUCAGAAAGUGAAGAGGAUGCUGCUUUAGCUGCUGCACGUUAUGAAGAAGGAGAGUCGGAAGCAGAGAGCAUUACUUCAUUUAUGGAUGUUUCAAAUCCUUUUUAUCAGCUUUACGACACAGUUAGGAGCUGUCGGAAUAACCAAGGGCAGCUAAUAGCUGAACCUUUUUUCCAUUUGCCUUCAAAGAAAAAAUACCCUGAUUAUUAUCAGCAAAUUAAAAUGCCCAUAUCACUACAACAGAUCAGAACAAAGCUAAAGAAUCAAGAAUAUGAAACUUUAGAUCAUUUGGAGUGUGAUCUGAAUUUAAUGUUUGAAAAUGCCAAACGCUAUAAUGUUCCCAACUCAGCCAUCUACAAGCGAGUUCUAAAACUGCAACAAGUCAUGCAGGCAAAGAAGAAGGAGCUUGCCAGGAGAGAUGACAUUGAGGAUGGAGACAGCAUGAUUUCUUCAGCAACCUCUGAUACUGGUAGUGCCAAAAGAAAAAGGAACACUCUUGACAGUGAGAUGUUGGGUCUCAGGAGGCUAUCCAGUAAAAAGAACAUUCGAAAGCAGCGAAUGAAAAUCUUGUUCAAUGUUGUUCUUGAAGCUCGUGAGCCAGGUUCAGGCAGAAGACUUUGUGAUCUAUUUAUGGUUAAACCAUCCAAAAAGGACUAUCCUGAUUAUUAUAAAAUCAUCUUGGAGCCAAUGGACUUGAAAAUAAUUGAACAUAACAUCCGCAAUGACAAAUAUGCAGGGGAAGAGGGAAUGAUAGAAGACAUGAAGCUGAUGUUCCGGAAUGCCAGGCACUACAACGAGGAGGGCUCCCAGGUGUACAAUGAUGCGCACAUCCUGGAGAAGUUACUCAAGGAUAAAAGGAAAGAGCUGGGCCCACUGCCUGAUGAUGAUGACAUGGCUUCUCCCAAACUCAAACUGAGUAGGAAGAGCGGUAUUUCUCCUAAAAAAUCAAAAUAUAUGACUCCAAUGCAGCAGAAACUAAAUGAAGUCUAUGAAGCUGUAAAGAACUAUACUGAUAAGAGGGGUCGCCGCCUCAGUGCCAUAUUUCUGAGGCUUCCCUCCAGAUCUGAGCUGCCUGACUACUAUUUGACCAUUAAAAAACCCAUGGACAUGGAAAAAAUUCGAAGCCACAUGAUGGCCAACAAAUACCAAGAUAUAGACUCCAUGGUUGAGGACUUCGUCAUGAUGUUUAACAAUGCCUGUACAUACAAUGAGCCCGAGUCUUUGAUCUACAAAGAUGCCCUUGUCCUACACAAAGUCCUGCUUGAAACUCGGAGAGACCUAGAAGGAGAUGAGGACUCUCAUGUCCCAAAUGUAACCUUGCUGAUUCAGGAGCUUAUCCAUAAUCUUUUUGUGUCAGUCAUGAGUCAUCAGGAUGAUGAAGGAAGAUGCUACAGUGAUUCCCUAGCAGAAAUUCCUGCUGUGGAUCCCAGUUUUCCAAACAAACCUCCUCUUACUUUUGACAUAAUUAGGAAGAAUGUUGAAAAUAAUCGCUACCGGCGGCUCGAUUUAUUUCAAGAGCAUAUGUUUGAAGUAUUGGAGAGGGCAAGAAGGAUGAAUCGGACAGAUUCUGAAAUAUAUGAGGAUGCGGUAGAACUUCAGCAGUUUUUUAUUAAAAUUCGUGAUGAACUCUGCAAAAAUGGAGAGAUCCUUCUUUCACCAGCACUCAGCUAUACCACAAAACAUUUACAUAAUGAUGUGGAGAAAGAGAAAAAGGAAAAACUACCGAAAGAAAUAGAGGAAGAUAAACUAAAACGAGAAGAAGAAAAAAGAGAAGCUGAAAAGAGUGAAGAUUCCUCUGGAGCUGCAGGCCUCUCAGGCUUACAUCGCACAUACAGCCAGGACUGCAGCUUUAAGAACAGUAUGUACCAUGUUGGAGAUUAUGUCUAUGUGGAGCCUGCAGAGGCCAAUCUACAACCACAUAUAGUCUGUAUUGAGAGACUGUGGGAAGAUUCUGCUGGUGAAAAAUGGUUGUAUGGCUGUUGGUUUUAUCGGCCAAAUGAAACAUUCCAUUUGGCUACACGAAAAUUUCUAGAAAAAGAAGUUUUUAAGAGUGACUAUUACAAUAAAGUUCCUGUUAGUAAAAUUCUAGGAAAAUGUGUGGUCAUGUUUGUUAAGGAAUACUUUAAAUUAUGCCCAGAAAACUUUCGAGAUGAGGAUGUUUUUGUCUGUGAAUCACGGUAUUCUGCCAAAACCAAAUCUUUUAAGAAAAUUAAACUAUGGACCAUGCCCAUCAGCUCAGUUAGAUUUGUCCCUCGAGAUGUGCCCUUGCCUGUGGUCCGAGUGGCCUCUGUAUUUGCAAAUGCGGAUAAAGGGGAUGAUGAAAAGAACACAGACAACUCAGAGGACAGUCGAACUGAAGACAGUUAUAACUUGGAAAAGGAGAAAGAAGAUGUCCCUGUGGAAAUGUCUAACGGUGAACCAGGUUGCCACUACUUUGAGCAGCUCCGGUAUAAUGACAUGUGGCUGAAGGUUGGCGACUGUGUCUUCAUCAAGUCCCAUGGCCUGGUGCGCCCUCGUGUGGGCAGAAUUGAAAAGGUAUGGGUCCGAGAUGGAGCUGCAUAUUUUUACGGCCCCAUCUUUAUUCACCCAGAAGAGACGGAACACGAGCCCACAAAAAUGUUCUACAAGAAAGAAGUGUUUCUGAGUAAUCUGGAAGAAACCUGCCCCAUGACAUGUAUUCUAGGAAAGUGUGCUGUAUUGUCAUUCAAGGACUUCCUCUCCUGCAGGCCAACUGAAAUUCCAGAAAAUGACAUUCUGCUUUGUGAGAGCCGCUACAAUGAAAGUGACAAGCAGAUGAAGAAAUUCAAGGGACUGAAGAGGUUUUCACUCUCUGCUAAAGUGGUAGAUGAUGAAAUUUAUUACUUCAGAAAACCGACUGUUCCUCAGAAGGAGCCCUCACCUUUAUUGGAAAAGAAGAUCCAGUUGCUAGAAGCUAAAUUUGCUGAGUUAGAAGGUGGAGAUGAUGAUAUUGAAGAGAUGGGAGAAGAGGAUAGUGAGGUCAUUGAGCCUCCUUCUCUACCUCAACUUCAGACUCCCCUGGCCAGUGAGCUGGAUCUCAUGCCCUACACACCCCCACAGUCUACCCCAAAGUCUGCCAAAGGCAGUGCAAAGAAGGAAGGCUCCAAACGGAAAAUCAACAUGAGUGGCUACAUCCUGUUCAGCAGUGAGAUGAGAGCUGUGAUUAAGGCCCAGCACCCAGACUACUCUUUUGGUGAGCUCAGCCGACUGGUGGGGACAGAAUGGAGAAACCUUGAGACAGCCAAGAAAGCAGAAUAUGAAGAGCGGGCAGCUAAAGUUGCUGAGCAGCAGGAGAGAGAGCGAGCAGCACAGCAACAGCAGCCGAGUGCUUCUCCCCGAGCAGGCACCCCUGUGGGGGCUCUCAUGGGGGUGGUGCCACCACCAACACCAAUGGGGAUGCUCAAUCAGCAGUUGACACCUGUUGCAGGCAUGAUGGGUGGCUAUCCGCCAGGCCUUCCACCUUUGCAGGGCCCAGUUGAUGGCCUUGUUAGCAUGGGCAGCAUGCAGCCACUUCACCCCGGGGGGCCUCCACCCCACCAUCUUCCGCCAGGUGUGCCCGGCCUCCCGGGCAUACCACCACCGGGUGUGAUGAACCAAGGAGUGGCCCCUAUGGUAGGGGCUCCAGCACCAGGUGGAAGUCCAUAUGGACAGCAGGUAGGUGUUUUGGGGCCUCCAGGGCAGCAGGCACCACCUCCAUAUCCUGGCCCACAUCCACCCGGCCCCCCUGUCAUACAGCAGCCAACAACACCCAUGUUUGUGGCUCCCCCACCGAAGACUCAACGGCUUCUCCACUCAGAGGCCUACCUAAAAUAUAUUGAAGGACUCAGUGCUGAGUCCAACAGCAUUAGCAAGUGGGACCAGACCCUAGCAGCCCGAAGACGCGAUGUCCAUUUGUCAAAAGAACAGGAGAGCCGACUCCCCUCUCACUGGCUGAAAAGUAAAGGGGCCCACACCACCAUGGCAGACGCCCUCUGGCGCCUUCGGGAUCUGAUGCUCCGAGACACCCUCAAUAUUCGCCAAGCAUACAAUCUAGAAAACCUUUAAUCACAUCAAUUACGAUUCUUUUAUAGAAGCAUAAAGAGUUUUGUGGAACAGUAGCCAUUUUAGUUACUGGGGGUGGGGGGAGGAACAAAGGAUGAUCAUUUUUAUUGCAUUUUAUUGUACAUCACAAGGCCAUUUUUAUAUAAGGACACUUUUAAUAAGCUAUUUCAAUUUGUUUUUGUUAUAUUAAGUUGACUUUAUCAAAUACACAAAGAUUUUUUUUUUGCAUAUGUUUCCUUCGUUUAAAACCAGUUUCAUAAUUGGUUGUAUUUAGACUUGGAGUUUUAUCUUUUUACUUGUUGCCAUAGAGCUGAAACCAUCAAAGGUUUUUUGUCGUGGCUUGGGGUUUCUGUUUCUUGUUUUUUUUGGUUGGUUUUUUGUUUUUGUUUUUUUUAAAUAACAAACAAAAUGAAAAAAAACACACACAAGAGUUUACAGAUUAGUUUAAGUUGUCAAUGAAAUGUGAAGUUGGCCCUAGUUUACAUCUUAGAGAGGGGAGUGUACUUGUGUCUGUUUCACGUGCCUAAAUAUCUUAAGCCACUUUUGCAAGAACUGUUUCUUCCAGGUAGAGUGAAAGGUUGUUAGUUGGAUUGUAGAUGUUUGGCAGACAUGGCACAUUUGCUCUAGUAACUCAGAAAUCUGAAGUCAGCACUGUGCACUCUUCUGCAGCUAAUGCAGCUCCCGGACGCCUGGAGGGAGAAAGCACUUUUUCUUGUGCUGAGUUAGACAUCUAUGGUGUCAGUUAUUUUUGCAGAACAUGUGCACAACCCUGAAUUAUAUUUAGUCUUGACAGGUAAGUUUAAGGGUACUUUUGAUCUUUUUGUAAUGAAUUCACAAUUUAUGCCUAUACAUGUUAGGUGAUUUAAAACUUUAAAUCUCUACAUUGCAAAUUAUUGAAGUUCAUCUUGAAGAAAGUAUUGAGGUGUGCUGGAGGUGAUUUAUUUUUAAACAUAACACCUAACCUAACUUAGGGAAGGGAGUGCAUUAACCAGAUAUGGGCUGUGUCAGAAGCAUAAUUGUAAAAGGCUGGAUUGCCUGCAUAUGCAAGUAUGUUUUAGUAUUCUUUAUUUCCUCAUCAGAUCUGGCUUUUUUUUUUUCUUUUUCUCCUAAGUUCCAGGGUUGUAAUUCUCAACCAGAAAUUUAAGACUUUAUAAAAUAAUUUUAAAAUUCAGCUUGUGCUUUUGAAUUUCAGGAGAAGGAAAUCAUAAUUUAAGAAAAUGCUCACUAAAAAGACCAUUACAGAUCCCAAACACUUAGGUUUGAUGACCCUGUCUCUCUUAUAUGACUUUGGAAAAAAACAUUUGGAGGCAGUAUAUAAUGCUCAGACAAGUGGAAAGCAUCAAACAUGGUUCAGUAUUUCACUCAGUGUUUUUGAAACCUGCUUUAUUGUAACAAGGUGGUUGCCAUUGUGGUGGAGCUUCCACUGCUGUUUGUAAAUUGAGAGUGACUCUCAGAGGAUACUUUUUUCUUUUAAUCUGGUAUGAGUCAAUACCUGGAUAUUUAAUUACCAUUCUUACUAAAUCAUGGGGACAGAAGAAGAGUUUAGAAUGGAAAAAAGUCUCUUGUAUCUAGAUACUUUAAUUACAGGAGGUCCUUAUAACUUAAUUGCCUAUAAGUCAACCACUGGAUCUCAAUUUGCAUCAAGUAUUUUAAACAGUUCUGAAUUUUAAAAAAUGUUUUGCAGUACUAUGUCAGUACCUUAUUGUUAAACUGAAUCAGAUAAAGAAAUCUUCAGUUCUUGGUUAUUUGGGCCAUUGAAUCAUCAUGGACUGUAUAAUACAAUCAGAUUAUUUUAUUUCUAGACAUCCUUGAAUUACACCAAAGAACCUGAAAUUUAAUUUUGGUUAAGUUAUUUAUUUAUUUCAUGCACCCGUCUUAUUUCCCUUUUUAAGGUCUGGAAGAGACUUCUUUGGGAAGACUCUAAAAACUCUUCACUGUGGUCUAUGUGGGGCAUUAGAAGCCAGAGCACUCCUCCUCCAGGCUCCUUCUCAGUGUCUGGAGGUGCUGUAGGAACCAUAGAUCCAGCCAGGGGCUUCCCUAAGGCAGUGCAGAGCCGGGCCAGGGGGCCAUUAGGCAGGCCCUAAUUACCUUUAAAAAAAAAAAGCUCUAUGUAUUUAUUUUAGAAUCAUGUCUUUCUGUAUAUUAACUUGGAGAAUGUCAAUUAAUAUUUUAGGAUAUAAGAUUUGAGGUCAGCCAUCUUCCAAAAAAGAAAAGAAAAAGAAAAAAAAAAAAAAGCCCUGACUUUAAAAGGUACAUGUGAACUAUACAUCUUUUUUUUCCAUGAGUUUUAGGAACUGUAGUGAUAUGGCUUAGAAAGUAUAAUGGCCUAAAUGUUUUCAAAAUGUAAGUUCAUGUGGAAAAGAAUUUUGUUUAUGUGCGGAAAAAGACCUAUAGGUUUAAAAUAGUAUGUCAGCCAACUGAUUUAAAAGGCCUUGAAUUACUUUGUUUUUGAACCCACCCUUUUCUUCCUAUGAGGAAGAAUUAAGAGGGGACUCUUCUUUGUGUAAAAUCUCCAAAUUGGUGGUGUUGAUUUUUGAACUUAAACAUUUUCAGACUUGAUUAAAACUUGGUUUAUUCUAAUUUCUGUAUCAAAAGAGGUUUAAGUGAUAACUAGUCUUAUAAUAUGUAUGUAUCAUAUCUUUGUUCAUCUAAAGCUUUUUAAUCCAAAUAAAAAUGGAGUUUGCAAAGUGA
Messenger RNA from Lagenorhynchus albirostris (white-beaked dolphin), 7939 nucleotides. RefSeq names its product polybromo 1 (gene PBRM1). Gene Ontology annotation, cellular component: RSC-type complex. Lineage: Eukaryota; Metazoa; Chordata; Mammalia; Artiodactyla; Delphinidae. The transcript is spliced from 32 exons. Gene Ontology annotation, molecular function: protein binding; chromatin binding. Gene Ontology annotation, biological process: chromatin remodeling. The record is from RefSeq and is a predicted model, not a curated record. Bases 74 to 5251 code for a protein of 1725 amino acids.